Messenger RNA from Cyclopterus lumpus (lumpfish), 3113 nucleotides. RefSeq names its product eukaryotic translation initiation factor 2B, subunit 5 epsilon (gene eif2b5). Gene Ontology annotation, molecular function: guanyl-nucleotide exchange factor activity; translation initiation factor activity; translation initiation factor binding. Gene Ontology annotation, cellular component: eukaryotic translation initiation factor 2B complex. The transcript is spliced from 16 exons. Bases 425 to 2551 code for a protein of 708 amino acids. NCBI's taxonomy places the organism in Eukaryota, Metazoa, Chordata, Actinopteri, Perciformes, Cyclopteridae. The record is from RefSeq and is a predicted model, not a curated record.
AAUUCAAAAAUAAAUAUAGAUUACAGUUGGGAUUUUGGGGGGCUAGUCAAAAGUUUCUCCUAAAUAUUUAAGGGACUCAAGGAUAUAUAUUUACAAAAUGUUCUGAUACGUUUGAACCUUUUGUUUAAUUUUGUAUAAAAUACAAUAGGUAGACGAAUGUUAUCUGUAACGGUUGUGAAUAUUUACACAAAACACAUGUCAUUACUGUAAGGUUACACCAAUGCUACAUUUGAGUUGAUAAUGGGAUUGUAGUGUAAUACCCACGACAAAGUAAAUAGUUGUAAUGUAAACAAUGUAAACAAAUGAAUCCUGCAACGUGCGAAAACCAACUUCACUGGAACCACGAAGAAGGAUUGGCCCUCUAGAGCCGCCGUAGCCGAGUCUGACGACAGAGUCGACUAGCACUGGCACCUGGGAGUCAAACAUGGCCGGUCGAGGAGGAAAACAGAGUCGUUCGGGCGCUGGCCUUUCAGGCAGAAAGGGUGCCGACGAGCAGGAGGAAGAGGAGCAGCCGCUGCAGGCUGUCUUAGUCGCCGACAGCUUCAACCGGAGGUUUUUCCCGGUGACCAAAGAUCAGCCAAGGGCUCUGCUGCCGCUGGGCAACGUCGCGAUGAUCGACUACACCUUGGAGUUCCUCACGUCCACCGGGGUGCAGGAGACGUUCGUCUUCUGCUGCUGGAUGGCCAGUCAAAUCAAGGAGCACCUGCUGAAGUCAAAGUGGUGCCGACCCACCUCUCCGAACACGGUCCACAUCAUCACCUCGGAGCUGUACCGCUCCCUAGGGGACGUGCUGCGGGACGUGGAUGCCAAGUCCCUUUUGCGGUCGGACUUCGUGCUGGUCUACGGAGAUGUGGUCUCGAAUAUUGACAUCGGUCCGGCACUGCACGAGCACAGGUAUCGUCGAAAGAUGGAGAAGAACAUCUCGGUGAUGACGAUGGUCUUCAAGGAAUCCUCGCCGGGUCACAAGUCACGCUGCGAGGAAGAUGACGUCAUUGUUGCUAUGGACAGCAGGAGCCAGCGGAUUUUACACUACGAGAAGACCCACGGGCUGAAGAGGCUGCAGUUCCCCAUGAACAUCUUUCACAACGGAAGCGACGAGUUUGAAAUCAGACACGACCUCCUGGACUGUCACAUCAGUAUCUGCUCCCCGCAGGUUGCUGAGCUCUUCACCGACAACUUUGACUACCAGACUAGGAAUGACUUCGUCAGAGGGAUGUUGGUCAAUGAAGAGAUUCUGGGCAACCAGAUACACAUGCACGCCACCAAGGAUGGUUACGGCGUCCGAGUGUCCAACCUCCUCAUGUAUGACUCGGUGUCGUCGGACCUCGUGCGGCGGUGGGCCUACCCGCUCACCCCGGAGGCGAACUUCAUCGACCAGAAGGGACGAAGCUGCACGUAUUCGCGCCACAACGUCUACCGAGGGUCGGGAGUCAGCCUGGGCCACGGCAGCCAGAUGGAGGAGAACGUCCUCAUCGGCUCUGACACGAGCAUCGGCGCCAACUGUUACAUUUAUAACAGCGUCAUCGGUAACAACUGCACCAUAGGUGACAAUGUAACCCUUGACCAUGCCUACAUCUGGAGUAAUGUUCACAUUGCCAGCAACGUGGUGAUCAACCAGUCUGUGGUCUGCGACAAGGCAGAGAUCAAAGAAGGCGUGAAGCUGAACAAACAGUGUGUCCUGGCAUAUAACGUGGUUAUUGGACCAAACACCUCUCUACCCGAGGGCACUGUGGUGUCCAUGCACCAUCCGGACGAGGAGGAAGAGGAGGAUGAUGAUGAAUUCCUGAGUGACGAUGCCGCAGUUGGUCACAGCAAAGACAAAACCAAACUGAAAGCGUUUAAUCCAGCAGAGGUCGGAGCAGAGGGGAAAGGCUACAUCUGGAAGGCCGGCAGUCUGGAUGACACGGAGGACGAAGAGCUGUUGCAGGGCCUGUGGGGUUUGGUGUUGAAUCCUGACCCCGAGAGUGAAAGUGAGGACAGCGAGCCCGAUGACCCUGACGACCCGGUGAUCCCCUCCCCCGAGAUGGAUGAUGUCAAUGUCUUCCAGAUGGAGGUGCUCGGGACUCUGCAGAGAGGUUUGGAUGAAAACAUCAGCUGCGACAAUCUUGUGCUUGAGAUCAACUCUCUCAAGUACGCCUACAACAUCUGUCUGAAAGAGGUGAUGCAGAUUUUAACGCGAGUGGUGCUGGAGUACCCUUUCCAGCAGCAGGGUCCGCAGCUUACCCCGUCACAAUACGUUGCUCUGCUUCUGCCGUUACUGAAGAAGUGGGCGCCGGUGUUUAAGAACUACGUGAAGAGAGCACAGGACCAUCUGGACUGCCUGUCUGCCUUUGAGGAGCACUUCCUGGAGCAGGAGAGCCACUGGGCUGCCAUGGUCAAGGUCCUGAUGAACAUGUACCAGCUGGAGAUCCUGGAGGAGGAGACGAUACUACGCUGGUUCUCGCAGGGAGCCACCACCGACAAGAGCAGGCAGCUCCGCAAGAACCAGGGGCUACAGAAGUUCAUCCAGUGGCUGGAGGAGGCCGAGGAGUCUUCAGAGGAAGGGGAGUAAUGAGGAGCGCUUAAGAAAGGACAACUCUGAAAGUUAAACUAUCGUUUGGAUAAAAAGGACUCGACUAGUUGAUGUUAGCCUCCACAGCAGCUUUCUACCACUAAGAUCCAGCAGGAUGUUCUCUGUACAGUUCAAGCUGACAUACAUUUUAAUCAGUGCCGCGUCAGGUCCAAAUAAAGAAGAAAGACCCUCUGACUGAUUAGAGAUGCAUCAUCUGUCACAAACUCUCACACAAUGUUAUAAUAGUUAAUACAAUAGAACAGUUGCUUUAAGGUUUUAUUCAAUACAAACACAUCACUGAUGGUUAACAGUGUUUAGACUUCUUUUUGGUGACAUGUUGGACAAAGACUUGCAAGUCACAAUGAUUUAAGAGGUAGAAGAUUAUAUAUCUUCAGUAGAUGCAGUAAAGAAAAUCACCAAAAAUCUGAUUUUAAUUCCGUCUCAUCUGGACAUGAUGACUGGACAGAGAUUAAAUAGCCAUAGUUCCUUUUAAAGUUAAACAUCUUGCAAUCAAAGCAAAAUAUUGUGAAAAUAAAUGAUUGAUGACAUCACAUUAAACUUA